AAAUAGAAUGAUAUCAGUGGAAAGAAUGUUGCAGUAUACGACUAUUCCUUCAGAACCACCACUUACAAUAUCAGAACGCCAACCAAAUAGACAGUGGCCAACAAAGGGCGAAAUUAAGUUUCUUAACCUCCAUGUUCGAUAUGCACCGCAGCUGCCUUUUGUUCUAAAAGGCCUGACGUGCACCUUACUCGGAGGAAAGAAGACAGGUAUUGUUGGUAGAACAGGUGGUGGCAAAUCAACCUUGAUUCAGGCACUAUUUCGCAUUGUGGACCCAUGUAUUGGCCAAGUGUUUAUAGAUGGCACUGACAUCUGCACCAUUGGACUACAUGACCUCCGGACAAGAUUGAGCAUCAUUCCACAAGAUCCUGUUAUGUUUGAGGGGACCCUGCGAACCAAUAUUGACCCCCUUGGGGAGUACAGUGACGAGAAAAUCUGGGAGGCAUUGGAUUCAUGUCAUCUUGGGGAUGAAGUUAGAAAGAACGAGCUUAAGCUUGACUCUACAGUGACAGAAAGGGGCAAAAACUGGAGCACAGGUCAGCGUCAACUUGUGUGUCUGGGAAGGGUGAUUCUGAAACGGAGGAAGAUCUUGGUUUUGGAUGAGGCAACUUCAUCCGUGGAUCCAAUUACAGACAGCUUGAUUCAAAAAACCUUAAAGAAACCUUAAAGUCUUGCUUCUGGAUAACGGUGAAAUUGCAGAGCAUGACGCCCCAGCAAAACUGCUAGAGGACAGUUCAUCCCUAUUCUCCAAACUUGUAUCUGAGUAUACCAUGGGAUCUGAUAAGUGGCGAAUGCAAGAAAGCAGCUAAAUCAAUACUCUACAGAUAAUACAGGACAAACGCCCUAGGAAGUGUGAGUAUCUACGUGUUACCAAUUUUAUAGCUUAAUAAAAAGAUUUUUUUUUAAAAAAAAAACUAUGAAUAUCCAUAUUCCCCAAGGCCCUUGGAAGUGUGAUAUAUUUGUUUCAUUGUAUAUACAUGAAACUUCUUUCCUUGGAUAUUUCCGGAGCC
Zea mays is the source of this 1007-nucleotide messenger RNA. RefSeq lists its product as uncharacterized. Gene Ontology annotation, cellular component: membrane. Gene Ontology annotation, biological process: transmembrane transport. The record is from RefSeq and is marked predicted. Lineage: Eukaryota; Viridiplantae; Streptophyta; Magnoliopsida; Poales; Poaceae. Gene Ontology annotation, molecular function: ATP hydrolysis activity; ATP binding; ATPase-coupled transmembrane transporter activity. The transcript is spliced from 5 exons. The coding region runs from base 8 to 664 and encodes 218 amino acids.